Molecule: messenger RNA, 5098 nt
Organism: Lynx canadensis (Canada lynx)
Lineage: Eukaryota; Metazoa; Chordata; Mammalia; Carnivora; Felidae
Gene: LACC1
Product: laccase domain containing 1
Exons: 7
Coding region: 403-1692 (429 amino acids)
Molecular function (GO): copper ion binding
Source: RefSeq, a predicted model, not a curated record
GGAUUCCAGGUGCCCAGCUCGCGGCUUCCGGGUUCCGUCCUGGCUCGGGGCUGGGGUGGUGGCGGUGGCUGCCGGGCGCUUCCGAGCUCGCAGCAGACUAGGAGUAUAGGUCUAAGCGGAGCGUGGGCAGGCGGCACGGGGAAAACUGCCUACGGUGCACGUCCGUAUGUCAGGAAGUGCCAAAGGGGCGGGGAAGAGGCGGUGGUGGAGCUCGGGCUGGGACCGGGCCGGGACAGACGCUUUUUUGCGGCAUUUCCCAAGGCAGAGGGGAAGGAGGCCGUCACCCUCCUAGCUUCUCUCAAUGUUUUUCAAAACUGGCGAGGUGAACUUCAGCGGGAGCCCAGUACGGUGAUUUCUUAGGAGGCACAGAAGUGUUUGAAGGGCUGCGUACCCUAUUGAAGGAUGGCAGAAGCAGUGUUGAUUGAUUUCUUUGGUUUGAAAUUUAACUCUCAGAAAAACAGUCACCAGGUAUUACUGAAGACACUAAAUGCUGUCCGAUACCAUCAUGCUGCCAAGGCCAAGUUUCUUUGCAUAAUGUGUUGUAAUAGCAUCAGCUGUGAAAGGGAUGGGGAACAUAACUUUGAAUUGGAAGCAAGCAAUGGAUUAUCAGCUCUCUUGAGAGAGUUUGAGACUGUUAGCCAUCCUAGUAUGGCUGCCUCUUUGUAUACCAUUAAACAAAAAAUUGAUGAAAAAAACUUGAGCAGCAUUAAGGUAAUUGUACCCAUGCACCGGAAGACAUUGCUGAAAGCUUUUAUUGAUCAACUCUUCACCAACGUUUACAAUUUUGAGUUUGAAGAUUUACAGGUGACUUUGAGGGGAGGUCUUGUGAAACAGUCCACUGAAAUAAACAUGAUCACAGAUCAAGAACAAGAAGCAAUCCAGAAUGAAAUAAAAACAUAUUUGAGAAGUCUGCCAGCUCUGAAAGGAGAAUUAACCAUUAUCACAUCUCCAUUAAUCUCAGAUAUUUUCUUGCAUGGAUUUACUACAAGGACAGGUGGAAUAUCUUACAUACCAACUCUUAGCUCAUUCAAUCUCUUCAGUAGUUCCAAACGGAGGGAUCCCAAGGUUGUUGUCCAAGAAAAUCUGCGUAGGUUGGGGAAUGCUGCAGGAUUUGAUGUGGAGAAAUUUUACCAAAUAAAGACUGAUCAUGCCAAUGACAUCUGGAUUAUGGGAAGGAAGGAGCCUGAAUCUUACGAUGGAAUCACCACAAAUCAGAGGGGAGUCACAAUAGCAGCUCUUGGUGCUGACUGUAUACCAAUAGUUUUUGCUGAUCCUGUCAAAAAAGCAUGUGGGGUUGCUCACUCUGGUUGGAGAGGUACUUUGUUAGGUGUUGCUAUGGCUACAGUGCAUGCUCUGAUCACAGAAUACAGCUGUAGUUUGGAAGACAUUAUUGUUGUACUGGGACCUUCAGUAGGACCUUGCUGUUUUACUCUGCCAAGGGAAUCAGCAAAGGGAUUUCAUAAUCUUGAUCCUGAAUGUGUACGGUUAUUUGAUUCACCGAAUCCCUGUGUUGACAUUCGUAAAGCCACUAGGAUUCUUCUAGAACGGGGAGGAAUUCUACCACAGAAUAUUCAGGACCUGAACCAAGAUCUCAACAUCUGUACAUCCUGCCAUCCUGACAAGUUUUUUUCCCACGUCCGAGAUGGCCUUAAUUUUGGUACACAGAUUGGCUUCAUAUCAAUUAGAGAAUGAGAUAUUGACUGGAUUUUUACACAACUGUUUCCUGCCUCCUCCUAAACCAACGACAAGAGACAAAUUUAGCUGUUUGAUUUACUUAAAACCAAAAGGAUUAUAAUGGAUAAUUCAUCUUUAGGUAUAUUUUCACUAUUAUCCAAAACCAAAUGAUUUUUAUUUGAUUCUAACAAAAUCUAGAUAAGGAUUAUUCGUAAAGUGUGGUCUAUUUUCUGUGUUGCAUGAAUCAGGAAUAGGUCUGUUCAUUUCAGUAUUUAUUGGGUACCCUCUUUGUCAGGCAUUGGUGAAGCAUAGGUGAGUCAAAAUAAGUAAUAAUUUUUUCCCCUUGAGUCUAAUGCAAUGGAGGAGAUAAACACUUAUAAUACUUUAAUUUUGAUAGCCGUGGAAGAGUACUGAAGAAGAGAGGAUUAAUUCUCUCUGGAAGGCAGGAUAGGGAAAGUGCUAUAUAGAAAAUGAUAUAUCACGUGGGCCCAAAAGAUGUACAGGCUUUUGACAAAUGAAGAACAACCAUAACAGGUAGAGGGAACACCAUGAACUAGGGCAUGAAAUUGAGUGUGUAACAUGUUCUAGAGAGAAGUGUGUAGGCAGGAGUUACUGGAAAAACAGGUUGGAAAGAGAUUAGUUAAGGUCUCACAUGCCAUGUCAGAGAGUUUAGAGUUGAUUUUUCAGUUAAAGAGUAGGCAUAAAAAGUAGGGGAGUGUUUUUAUUUUCUCGACAUCUGUAACAGGAUGGAUUUAAAUUGCAAGAGACCAGGCCAGAGAGAAUUAGUUAAGAGGCAAAAUACUUUAAAAAAGAAAAAAUGAAGCCUAAAUGAAGACCAUGGAAAUUAAGAUGGAGGAGAAUAGAUGGCGAGACGUUUCAGAUAUAGAAUCAGUAGAUCCUCUUAAUAGAUAAUGAAGAGGACAGGUGAGGAAGAGUGGGGAAGUCAUUGAUGACUCCAAGAUUUCUGCUUGGUUGACUACCAAGAGUGGCAACAAGAGGAAGAAAGAAGUUUGGGAAAAGGGAGAAGGAUAAUGAGUUUGACACGCAGACUAAAGUGUAUCCAGAUGGAAAUAUUUGGUCAAUGACUAGAAAUACAGCCCUGUCACAUUGGUGGGAGCUGGGAGAAAGAUAGAGCUUUAGAAGUUGGCUAUGCAGAAAUGAGGCCUGAGGCCAUUGGAGUAGACUGAAUCAUCUAGGCAGAAUUACAGGAUGAGUGAAAAGGAGGUUUGAGGGUGAAACUUCAUACAACACCUGGGUUUGAAGAACCAAGAAGCUGAACCAUUAAAAAAAAAAAAAAGAUUAAUAAUUAGAAAUAAGGGAAGAAAACCAGAGUAUUCCCAUUUUGAAGAAAGAAGCCAGUGUGGAUGUGAGAGGAACUCAGAAUUUUCAGAGACACAGUGUACAAGAAAUUUUCAGAGAUGGAAUAAAAUGAGAACUGAGAAGAAACCAGUGGAUUAACCAUAUUGAAGCUGUUCUAUAGGCAAUGGUGGCAGAGUCGGAUUUCAGGACACUGCGGAAGAGGAUGCGUAGGUGUCCACUCUUCUUUGAUAGUAUUUACUAGAGAAGAGAAAGCACUGGGGGCUGUGUAUCUCAAAGGAAGGGGUAUUUUUUUUCUUUUGAUCAGGAGUUUUAAAUAUAUUUGUAAGCUGAAGAGAGGAGUCAAGCUAUGUGUACGUGGGGCAAAAUGGUAUAUAUGGCGUGUAUUUUUAAAGUGAGUAGUUCAUUGCAUCUUCAACUUUUUUAUUUUAUUCAUAUGUGUCUUAUAUGAACAGGUAGUAGAAUAAUGGAAAAUUACAUUUGUUGGGUAUUUACAAAGGGCUUUUAUAUACGUUACCUCGUUUUAUCUUGACAGCUAUUCUGAAAUACAUAGGCCAGUUGUUAUUCUUUUUAUUCAGAUGAGGAAACUUAAGUCUCAUUGAGGUUUAAAAUCAUAUACUUUGUGAUAAAGCAGGACUUGAACCCACCUCUUAGGACUUCAAAUCUCAUUUUAGAUUUUACAGUUAAUCAAAGCUAUCUAAGUUAAAUUUUUAUUUUCAACGUUCUGUUAAUAUCAUCCAUUCAUACAUUCAGUCAAAAUUUUGUUGAGGUACUAGGAUAGGUUAAAAAAAAAUACACUUGUAGCCUUUAGGAGGUUUAAUAUCUACUGAAAGGUGGCAGUCAAUAAACCAGCAAUUGCAAUACUGUGAUAUGUGUUGUUAAGUCGUCACAACCUGAUACCUUGUUCAGUUGAAUUCUUCUAUGCAACUCGUAAGACAGUGUAAAAUUUAAAUACCUCGUCUCUUCCAUUUCAGGGAAGGCAUUAAACAUAGGGCAACAAUUUCAAACUCAGGAAAAAUACUUUUGUUUAAUGACAACAAUGAAGAUUAAGAAUAAUUUCACACAUUAAGAAAGGUUGAUCAUUUUCCAGUUCUUCACUAUGCAUUAUUUUGUUUGAAGUUUAUAAAUUUACAAGAGGAUUAGGUGACCAUAUUUCACUUUAUGUACCAAAAUAUUCUAAAACAAAAUAAAAUUAUAUUUGACUAUGAUUUUGGAUUAUCUGUUCCAAAGUAUUUAAUGAAAAGUCUCCUUGCUGUUUUACUGAGUGAAAAAGUUUUGAUUAUUAACUCAGAGACAGAAUGACUAGGUUGUUAAAUAAUUGUGUCUUACUGUUUCUAUAAGAUCUUUGUCACUCUCAAGCAUUUGUAUAUAGGUUUCUGGUACUUUGAGGGUAAAACCACAAUGAUGAUUUUUAUUUUUAAUAAGUUUAGUUUUCAGUCUAAGCUCAGCUACUAACUGUACAUAUGAAAUACUGGUUGUCAUUUUACUAAGAAGAGGAAUCACGUUUGUAAAUCAGAUGAGAGUUCAUGACAUGAUUCUUUUGGAGAUACUAAGUAUCAAACUAAACUUUGUCUAACUGUAGUUUUAAAUUGUGAAUAAUAGUAUAGUGACCAAAUAAAUGUGCUGUACUCCAGUGCUUUAUAAAACAAAUGAAAAAGUGAUCUUUCCACUAGGAGGCAGUAUUUCUACAAGUAGCUUUGCUCUUUUCCUUGGUAUAAAGUUGAACCAAUCUUACUCUCUGUAUUUAUUUGUACCAGGAAAGAAAAAAAAAAAAAAAAAAGAGGUGCUUUUAAAGUUAAUGAAUGUAUUGCUCUUACUUUAUAUAUGCACCAUCUUGUAGUUCAAGUAUAUAAAAGCAUUUAGGAACCCUCACCCACCUGGAUCUAUCUCACUUCUACAGAAUCUCCAGUAAUUCCUUUUCUGUAAGUAGAAUUUUGGGGGAGAAAUUCAGAGAAGCUUAUUCUAUGACACAUGACAAAAACAUAACACCCAUGGAUUCAAAAGCUGGAGGAUAAGAUGUCAAUUACAUGUGAAUUAUAUUUUAUAUUUCAAAGUAGAUUUAAUAAUUGUUUUUACUUGGUUGUAUUAAAGUUAUACUUACAAUAUA